Molecule: messenger RNA, 1455 nt
Organism: Papaver somniferum (opium poppy)
Lineage: Eukaryota; Viridiplantae; Streptophyta; Magnoliopsida; Ranunculales; Papaveraceae
Product: S-type anion channel SLAH1-like
Exons: 2
Coding region: 6-1259 (417 amino acids)
Biological process (GO): transmembrane transport; intracellular monoatomic ion homeostasis
Cellular component (GO): membrane
Molecular function (GO): voltage-gated monoatomic anion channel activity
Source: RefSeq, a predicted model, not a curated record
CCAUAAUGCAAUGCUUAGAAUGUAAAAGAAACCUUAGGCACCAAACCACAAUCCAUACAAAAAUGGAUGAGAUUAAAAAACCACAUAACCAAAUUGAGCUUGUUAUCGAUUCUUCCAUCAUCACUACCAAUACUCAAACAGCUGCACCAGCUUGUCAGCAAGAACUUUCAUUCAUUAACAAAAAACACUACUCAUCUUCGUCCUCAAUCCUAACUAGAAUCCAUGCCGGUUAUUUUAGAAUAAGUCUCUCUUUUUGCACUCAAGCCUUACUAUGGAAAACAUUUGGUGAUCAACCAAAUGAUCAAGAUCCACAGAUGUUUCACGGGUUAUUACAUGCGUUUCCUAGAGCAGCUUUUGUCCUUCUUUGGUGUCUGGCUUUAACCACACUAUUAUCUCUAUCAUUUCUCUACAUAUUAAAAUGUUUUUAUCACUUUAAAAUGGUGAAAUCUGAAUACUGUCACCAUGUAGGAGUGAACUACUUAUUUGCUCCAUGGACUUCUUGGCUUCUCUUACUUCAAACUUCACCAUUCUUAGCUCCAAAAACUAUUUACUUCGCAGCGCUUUGGUGGAUAUUCAUAUUGCCAGUUGUAGUUCUUGACCUGAAAAUAUAUGGGCAGUGGUUUACGAAAGGAAAAAGGUUUCUAUCAGCAGUGGCAAAUCCGACUAGUCAGUUAACAGUUAUUGGAAAUUUAGUUGGUGCUAGAGUAGCAGCUGAAAUGGGAUGGAAAGAGAGUGCAAUUUGUAUGUUUUCAUUGGGAAUGGCUCAUUAUCUUGUCUUAUUUGUUACAUUAUAUCAAAGAUUAGGUGGAAAGGAUCGAUUACCAGUUAUGUUAAACCCUGUUUACUUCUUGUUCUUCGCGACACCAAGCAUGGCAAGUUUAGCUUGGUAUUCGAUCACUGGAACAUUCGAUCCGAUGUCUAAGAUGCUUUUCUUUCUCUCUCUUUUCCUCUUUGCGUCACUGGUUUCAAGGCCUAAUUUGUUCAAGAAAUCAAUGAGAAGGUUCAAUAUUGUGUGGUGGGCUUAUUCAUUUCCAUUGACAAUGCUUGCAUUGGCUUCGAUUAAAUAUUCCAGAGAAGUGAAGAGUAGUGUAAGCCAUGGUUUGAUGCUCGUGCUAUCCGCAACAUCUUUUGCAGUAUUCUUGGGAUUGUUCGUUUAUUCGGCACUUAACAUUCAUCAUGUAAUUUUUAACUUCUUACCCAAAAGACCUCAUGCUGAUCCAACUAAUAUGAACCCUAUUACAGAUUCUACUAAGGUAUGACCAGCAGUUUUGCCGUGAUGAUCCAGCGGUUUCGCUUUAAGUUGAUGUUAUGGUGUUUUUUCUCUCUAACCAACAGUGAAGUAAAAUUAUGCGAGUGGCAUGCAGAACUUGUUAGUACAAUGGUCGAUACAUGCCAAUUUACAUGAACCCUUUGGUCUAUGUAACAUAUAUAUAAAAUUCCUCCCCUUCUUACAAA